CGACAUAAAGAAAUCAAGUCAAGAACACCGAACCAACCCAGCAGAACUUUCACCAUGGACCACAGGACACUAUUGAGGAUCUGUUUUUACCAGCUCAUUUUUUUCACAGUACUAGUCAACGUCAUUGCUGGCAAUGACGUCAUUACCUUUAGUAAGUUGUUUUGUUAUUUUGUUUUUUGUUGGUUUUUUUUGUUGCAGUUGUUUUUUCCUUCGAACAAGCUGUGUGCACAUCUUAAGUAUAUAUUAAUUCGUUAAAGAAGAACUCUGACUUUUUAUUUAUUUAUCUUUUUUUGUAAAAAAAUAUUGCCGCUAAAUACUUUUUUCUUUUGGACAUUAUUAUUAUUAAUUGUAAAUCUCCAUGUUAAAGUUAAAGGGGAAUUUUUUUUUUUUUUUUUUAAUUUCGAUCUAUUUUGAAACUGCUAACCCCCCCCCCCCCCAAAAAAAUCUCUUUUUGCCAACACUUAAAAUUUAGUAUUGAGUACACUUGCUUUCUAAUAUUGUAUGAUGGAAUUUUUUUAUGAAAAGAUACCACGUGAUUGCAUCGACUAAAUUUGUAAAAAGUAGGACUCGACAGCUCCGGCUGAUGUCAAAACUAGGACUUCUUUCCUCCAUUUUUAUUUUUUAAAUAUAAAAAUAAGUCUUAUUCCAUCUAUGAAUUUGUAAUUAUUAUUUUUUUUAAAUUGAAAUAUAAAAACUAAGUCUUUUUCCAUCUUCGAAAUUCUAAAUUUAAAAAAGAAUAAUACUAAUUUUUUUUUUUGUAAUACUUGCAGACCAAGAUAAAGAUCUCUCAGCGGAGGAGAACGUUGACACUCUCUUAGAGACGGAGCAGUUCAUCAAAGUCGAUGGUAGAAAAGCUCCCCAGACGAAACACGCAAACGACAGCGCACGGUGGCGUGAUAGUCCUGCUCUCAAGCAGGUGGCCAACAGCGGGAACGAGGCUUCGUCGUCGCUCAAACUUUCGCCUUUGCCGUCGACUCAAACGCACGAGUCGUCGUCGGCCCAAGCCAAAGACUCCCCAGCCAGAGAACCCGUCCUGGCGAGGAGUAACUGCUCCCACACUUUGCGCGACGGCUCGAAGCACGCGCCCAAACUCACGUGGGACGACCUCUCGAUGGUGUCCGAGCACGAGGACGAUUUCCUCCCGGACAUGGAUUACACGUUUCUGCCGCUCAACGGCGAAUAUUCAGAGCCGCUGCUGAGCAGAAGUAGACGACAGGCGCCUUCGCUGGAGCCGGGCAGCGGUCAAGCUUUAGGUGGGUUGUUUAUAUAUAUAUAUGCGAAUCGCCGAUGUCACGCGUCACUCACUUGUUAUUCGUCGUAUCGCCACAUGUCAUAACCACAGUUGUUAUGUUGUCACGUGACCACCGUCCCUCAUCAUAUCGUCAUUCAGUUGUAAUUCGUCAUAUUGUCCAUGAAUGUCCUUUGUUACAUUGUCACCCAUAUCGUCACUCGUCCUAUUGUUGCUCGCCAUACUGUCACUCACCAUAUUGCCACUCACCCUAUUGUCACUCGCCAUAUUGUCACUCGUCAUAUUGUCACACGCCAUAUUGUCACUCAUCAUAUUGUCACUCUUCAUACUGUCAUUUGCCAUAAUGUCACACGUCAUAUUGUCACUCACCAUAUUGUCACUCGUCAUAUUGUCAUUUGUCACAUUGUCACUCACCAUAUUGUCACUCGCCAUUUUGUCACUCGCCAUACUGUUACUCGCGAUAUUGUCUCGGCACAUCAUUUGCUAACGUAUGUUCUUAAUUACUAUUUCUUUAAAUCUCUUAAGUUUAAGCUUUAAUCGUUUCCUCAAGGCUUCUCAAAUGCAUUGCACAUAAGGAGCAGAUUUAGAAUGAUCAGACAAAACAUGCAUACAAAUGUUAACAUAAAUAAAAAAUUAUUUCCAUAAGUCCUAAUAACAAGUAAUUUCUUUAAAUCUCUUAAGUUUAAGCUUUAAUCGUUUCCUCAAGGCUUCUCAAAUGCAUUGCACAUAAGGAGCAGAUUUAGAAUGAUCAGACAAAACAUGCAUACAAAUGUUAACAUAAAUAAAAAAUUAUUUCCAUAAGUCCUAAUAACUGGGUUAAUGGGGAAAAAGGGCAGAAGUAUAUCAACUUUACGUAAAAACCAUGUUUUGUGUGUGUGGUUGUGUGUUUUCAAUGUUCAAAAAAGUCCAUAUUUUGUUCCAAUAACCUUUUAUGAAGAAAAUCCCCAAUUAAAUGAGUUAAAAUCGCCUUCUCUAAGUACGCAGCGCCCAGGAAUAAUAUGCAUCUAUGCAAACUAUAUCAAGACACUGACCUUGACGACAUUUUGUGGUCUUUUCAAUACCCGUCUACAACCACAUUCCUUUAAGCUUAGUGUCUAAUGCCUAAUGUCUAAUGCCUAAUGUCUAAUGCCUAAUGCCUAAUGUCUAAUGCCUAAUGUUAGGCCUAUUUGGGAGGCUUAGACAUCGGGCUACCAGUGUUACCUAUUUAUCUAAAAAUCAUUCUGGCCAAAUAGCUGUGAAAUACGCCACAUUUGCUGUAAAGAAGUCAUGUAUUUACAUGCCAUUACGUCAUUGGUCAGUAAAGUGUGUAAUUCAAUUGUUCAUCUAUAAAUAAGCUAUGAUAUAGUCUAAGGAUAAUAAAAAUGGGUGGGGGGGGGCAUUCCUCUUGCUGUCCUCUCGGGUACUACAUUUCAGAUGAGUGUGUUAGUUUGAUUAAAUUCUGUUUUUACUGUUGUUUGUUCGCUGAUGAAGGCUUCUUGCCGACAUGUUCGUUGGUUUGUUGCGUUAUUUUUUUUUUUUAAUUUCAGGUUUUCCCAUACUUUAUUUCGCUCAUUUCUAUGAUAACAUCUAAGUAAUUUUUUAUUUUUUAUUUUAAAUAGUUCAUUGAAUUUUGAAUUGGAAAAUCAUGAGGAUUUUCAAAUUCCAUUUAUUAAUAUUGAAAAGAAUUGCAACGUGUACGGUUUUAAAGUCGAACAGUCUGGUAUUUAAUGAAGCUUUCCGGGAAAAAAAUAAAAUAAUAACCGGGCAUGUCGCGUAAAAUAGAUGACCAGGCCAGGGCCAUCUUAACAGCAUAAGAGGCCGAGGCCCUGGGCACAGCAAUGCAAUGGGGCCCCCUAGCAAUAAACAUAAUACUUGGGCCGUGAGAGGGGGGGGGGGGACAAACAGCUCCUUCUCCCCACCAACUCACAAGGGGGAAUGGAAAUGUAAAAUAAAAUAAUAAAAAAUUCAAUAAAGUUAAACUUCGAUGAAUUCAAUUUAUUGAAACAAAAAAACAAAAGCAUUCAAAAUCAAUAAUAGUUUCAAAACAUUAUCAGAAAUAAACUGUAAAUAUAAAUAAUCACAGGGGAUGAAAAAUUAUCAUUAUUGACUGAUAUAAUCCAUUAUUUAAUGUACAUCAACAUAAGCGUUUGCGUAGUUUUUUGGCAGAGAACUGUUUUAUUUUUGGGUUAAAUUCAAUGGUCUUAAGGAUGUCGUAGUCCAUGCACAUAAGUGAAAGCCAGUUCAUAAGUCACUGUGCAGGCUUAAUACUCUCGUGGAAGAAGGUGUCUGGUGUUUUGGCAACAGUAUUUAUUGGCAACCCUUUCAAUCAAUUUAAAAUUUACAAAGCGAGCUCAUCAACAUGGCUAUGAAUUUGAAACAUAAUAAAUGUAAAACUUGAUUCAUGCGUCAACUUUACUACCGUUAAGAAUUUACAAAUGGAUGGUGAUUUUUGUUUCUUCUUCAUCUAACCUAUAACCCUAACAUUAAUAAUGCAAUCAUUGACCAACACUGCUCUCCAAACUACAAAUAAUCAACUUACACAUUUUAAUUUGCAUUUAUUAUGAUUAUUUAUUUAUUUAUUAUUAUUUUUUUGUCCUAACACAGUUAAAGGAGAAAUUACUCUCGGUAAUGGCACAUUGACUCCACAGCAAGAAACUGAGGGUUCAUCUCAAAAUCUGGAACUAAAAAGAAGAUUAGCUGAAGCUGUAAGUUAUUGCUUUGUUUAAAAUUUCACUGUCUAAAUAUAUUUUAGGUGUAGGCCUAUUUUUAGCCUACACUACAUUAGUGAAUUCAUUCAGUUCCGAAAUGGCGCUUUUUUUUUUUUCUUCUUUCUACGGGCUGUUUCUGAGGGAACUGUUUCUACGAGGGCUGUUUCGGAUGGAGCUGUUCCUUUGGGCCGUUUCGGAGGGGGCUGUUUCUACGGGUUAUUGCUUUGUUUAAAAUUUCACUGUCUAAAUAUAUUUUAGGUGUAGGCCUAUUUUUAGCCUACACUACAUUAGUGAAUUCAUUCAGUUCCGAAAUGGCGCUUUUUUUUUUCUUCUUUCUACGGGCUGUUUCUGAGGGAACUGUUUCUACGAGGGCUGUUUCUGAUGGAGCUGUUCCUAUGGGCCGUUUCUGAGGGAGCUGUUUCUACGGGCCGUUUCUGAGGGAGCUGUUUCUAUGGGCCGUUUCUGAUGGAGCUGUUUCUAUGGGCCGUUUCUGAGGGAGCCUUUUCUACGGGCCGUUUCUGAUGGAGCUGUUUCUACGGGCCGUUUCCGGGGGAGCUGUUUCUACGGGCCGUUUCCGGGGGAGCUGUUUCUAACGGGGGCCGUUUCUGAGUGAGCUGUGUCUACGGGGGCGGUUUCUGAGUGAGCUGUUUCUACCGGUGCUGUCUGCAGAGUCGUGUUUCAAAUCCACACCUCUUUCCUAUUUCUUUGCACUGUGAACUCUGUGCCAGGUUUAUCGCCGUCAAGAGAUGUGCUUGCCAGUCGGAGGCGUCCUUGUACUUGUGUGCUGUGGCCCUGGUCUCCAUUCUCCACAACUUCGUAACCUGAUGCUGACUGUCUUAGUGUUAGCAUUUUCCCCAUAGCCAUUGUUUUCACAGUUAAUGAAAUUUUUACAUGAUAUAUAUAUUUUUUUUUUUUUGGCGGGGGAAGGGGGGGUGCACUAGUCAGGUUGAAAAUUACUGAAACAUAUUUCAAAUCCGCAUAGAACGGUUGAAACGUUACCAAGCAUGUUUCUUGAACGGAGGACUCACGAAGAAUCACGUCUCCGGGCCUAAGCCCCCACUCUCGUAGCUGUAAGUGUGGGACACGGCCAGGAGGCCAACCCGCAAAAUGAUUUUGCGACGGCAGGAAAGUCUGGCUCAGAGCGUUGACUAAAUCUGCAGAUUUUCUUCGUUUUUUUAUACUUUUUUUACGAACAAGCACAUUUUUUUUUAAAGACGCCUAUUAAAUUACGACUAUUAAUAAACAAAAUAAACAACAACAAAAAAGCACGAAACAAAACAACAAAGUGAAGACUCUGUCAUUUGAGCACCGGGCUUGAGCCUUUUUUUUUUUUAAAUAACGUUGCCCUUAUUUUAUAGUUUGUUAGUCUCAUCAUCAGCGUUGAAUUCCUCUUGAUUAUGAUUAUACCCCUUCUCCUCAACGCCACCACUCCCCAAUAUCUAAACUUAACUUUCUAACAUUUCUCCUCCUUUCUUUAGCUCAUGGCUUUUUUGAAAACGAUGACAAAUACGGAGUAUUUGAUAAAUAUAAACGCAUUAAGGUAUUUACAGCUUUUUUUUUUCUUUUUCUUUUUUGUUAAAUUAAUUUAUUAAACAUAUGUCAUCGUUUUAAUCGAGCGGGCGGAAGGGGGAAAAGGGGGGGGGGUAAUAUUCCUUUGUUAUAAAGCAAACGAUUGUGAUUGUUGAAAUCUGUAAACAUAAUUUUUUAAAGCUUUGUAUUUUUGUUAUUUAAAAUAUUUAUGUGUUUAAAUCACAAUCUUUACGUUCUGUUGACGUAUUCACAAUCAUGAUCUCUGUUAGUUUAUUUAUGUGCAGGUCAGUUAGUUUAAUUGUCGAUUUUGACAUAUUCAUCAUAAUGUCUAUUUGUUUAUUAAUGCGUAGGUCAGGUAGUAUAAUUAUCGAUUUUGAGUUGCUGACCCCAGAAGAUAUUUACAACAGUACCGUCCUUGAACUUGCAAGUGCCUUUAGUACCCUCCUCAAUCGAGGUGCUUUAGUGGUUGGAAACUCAACAUACUAUAGUGUACAAAAUGCUCUCUUGAAAGACGACUCACUUCCUUACCCACGUAAGUGCAAUGUAUUUGCGAAGUGGCUAUUCGCACCCGGGAAUCAGAAGUGAGAGGCUGUGAUUAAAAAAUAUUUUAAGUAUUAUUCUUGGGUUUGUAAGACAAAAUCUGGUAUUGGUAUGAAAAUGAAAUGAUAAAUGAAUGGACUACGGCACGGGUAUGUGAACUUACUUCUUCAGCUUAACUAAAACGAAUGACCACAAAUGACAUCCGAAUAGCAUUUUCAUUUAGUCUAGAGGGACCCGAGUCCGAAUAUAGCCCCAGCCCUAUAAUUAGCUAUCAGUGAUAAGCUAUGACUAUGAUACUAUUAUAACUUCUAAGUCUAAGUUUAAAAAAAAUAAUUUAAAAAAAAAUUAAUUAUUGAAUUUGAAAAUAAGGAGGAUUUUACAAUUUAGAAUAUCUCAUACUGGCUUUUACUACUUUAGUGCCAGUCAUCUGUUACUUAUGCAAGAACUAUCAAUCCUGCACAAAAGGUUCAGAUGGAACUUGGAUACCAAAAUGCGUGUAA
Messenger RNA from Lymnaea stagnalis (great pond snail), 6506 nucleotides. Lineage: Eukaryota; Metazoa; Mollusca; Gastropoda; Lymnaeidae. The record is from the annotation of a GenBank genome assembly.